AUGUUUUCCUUCACCGUUUGCCAAUGGUGUCUAAAUAAUCUAGAAAGUACAUUUAAUUCGGAAAAAGUCACGACUGUCCAGCCCGAAGAAGCCGUAGCCUACUGCAACACCCAAGAUUCAUCCUGCGUCUUUGUUGAAACAUCAGCGAAAAAGAACUUCCACGUCGACGAUCUCUUUUAUGAACUCUUCGUGGUCGCGAACCUACCUUUAGAAAUGGCCCCAAACCACCAUAAAAGGGUCAGUACUGCAUUCGGCAGCCCUUGCACUUUACCCCCAACCAGUAGCCAAAGUAAUAGGAGUAAGAAAUGUACCCUUUCCAUCAAGAGAAGAUUAUCAGACGCUUGUGGAGUAGUAGCUCCAAAUGUUAGAAGGCCCAGCAUCAGAACUGACCUAAUGAUAAUGAGAACAAAGACUUGUGCCAAAGGAGACACGGACAGUACGAGCGGGAGCCCGAAGAUAACCUUGAACCGGCUUGGUGUGUCCACAUCUGGCGAAUGCGCAGCUCGCGAGCCGUACGCGAACCGCUCGCAAGCUGCGCGCGUGCAAUUAGGCAACGAAAAGUGUGGAUUGAAAGAUGAUGUAGUGACAAGGAUUAAAAAGCGAAUGUUACGCUGGUUUGGACAUGUAGAAAGGAUGGAUGAAAGUAGAGUAACGAAAGAAGUAUACAGAGCGGAUAUAAAUGGGGCUGUCUGUAGAGGGCGUCCUAGACGGACAUAUAGUGACCAGAUUGGCGAUAUAUUAAUAAAAUCUAUUGUUUCUGAUUAG
Spodoptera littoralis (African cotton leafworm) is the source of this 765-nucleotide messenger RNA. The record is from the annotation of a GenBank genome assembly. NCBI's taxonomy places the organism in Eukaryota, Metazoa, Arthropoda, Insecta, Lepidoptera, Noctuidae.